AUGCAGUAAUAAUAAUAACAAUUAAGAUCAUCUGAAAUUAGGCAAUCUUCAACUUAAUCAAAUAGUGCAAUGGAUGAACCAUUCCUAAAAUUUUUAGCUGAAAGUAAUUAUUUGGAAAGUGAAUAAUCGUCCCAAGAAAAACAUUAAAAAUUAACCAAAUGCAAAACUGAACAUUCUCUUCAGCCAAUCUAGUACAUCAAUUCAAAUUCAUUUACUGUUAGCGAUAAGAAGGUAUUCUUAAAAAUUAAAAAAAUAGUUUUCAUUUCCAGCAAAUGAAAUUCUUGAAUGGGAAACCUUAUAAAUAACCUUGCCACCAGAAGUGUAUCAGUUCUUACUGUUUAUGAAAACCUAGUGCAGCAAUGGUAUCAUCGUUUACACAAACGAAUAAAUAUAAGGUUUGUUAGAUGAUAGUAAAGUAAUCAUGUAUAGAUAGAUAUAUUUAAAAUAGUAAAAAUUAAUUAGAAUUAUUUUAAAAAUUGAUAGACAAAGGAUGGAUUUCAAAAACAACAAGAUUAUUUAAUGAUAUUGCAAUUAACUUUUAUUCAUUAUCAGUAAAGAAAUUAACUUAUGAAAAUUUGGUUUGGAUUAUUAGAUCCAUUAAAAGAGACCUAAUCACUCCAACCGAAAGAUUAGUGCAAAGCAGAAUCAAAGAAUGUUAUGGCUUAAAGUACAAUAGAGUUGAAUGGGAACAUAUUAUGAAUUAGUUAAAAUCUCAAAAACACUAAAUCAAAUUCCGUUCUUCCAAUGGAAAAUUAAUAGAAUUGCCAUUACUCCAGGUCAAGAACAUCAAGGAUCCCUUAAUAUAAGAGGAAACAUAUGGGAUUUAUAUUUAUUAAUAAAAUUGGAUUGUUGAGGAUGAAUUUCAACCAGAAUUAGAUAAAAAAUAGGAGUGGACUAUAUUUAUAGAGUUUUUGAUGGACUUUUUUGCUAAAACAAAUGCUCAAAACAACAAAAUCUUAAAAGGAGGUAGAUAUGGCUGUGCCUAAUUCAUUAAGUUAUUGGGACCAAAGAAAUUAAGAGAUUUAUCUCUUGGUAGAUUGACACUUUAUGUCUAAAUGGCAGUUAAUAAGAAUUAUAUUCGGUAUAAUAAAACUAUUCUAAUACAAGAAAGCAGAGAAAAGUCAGAACAUACAACUGAUAGUUCUGUUGAUGGGGAUCCUUAAAUUAAAAUUAGAGUAAAAGAACUAUAAGAGUAAUUGAUAGAGUUGCUAUUGGAAAAUCCUGAUGGGUAUGAUGUUAUAAUUAAUUAAGAGUGUAUCGUUGGCAUAAAUACCUACAUUGUUAAAAGAAAGAGUCAAUUUUGAAUUGAAUUUGAUUGAAUUAGGUUUUCCAAAACUAAAGAACUUUAUAGAGAGUGUUAAGGAUGUGAUUUCUAUUGAAAAUAGUGGUAGGAAUAAUUUUAUUGCUAAAUUAAAUUAUUCCAAGUUACCAAAAAAAUUUUAAAGUAAUUUUCUAUUAUAAAAUAUUUAGAACUUAAAUAAAGUGAGUCAUUUAACCAAAAAUAUAUUUAUACCGUCUUAUAAAUGAUUAAAAGUAUUUUAAGUAAACAUAAAUAUGGAAUCAGCAUUAAUCAAUUAUACUAUGACUUAUCUUAGUAAUUAGGAGAAUGGUUUAAUUAUUAAAGAUUUCAAUGCUAAAGCUUUUUCUAGUUUUUGUAGAAUUAUGCUGAAAAUAUUCUAGUGAUUGUUUGUCAAAAAGGAAAUCAAUACUUAAUUUAUGAAAGGGAUUUAAGAUUUCUACCACCUCCACAACCACAACCAGCUUAGGAUAUUAAUGAUCAAUAAUUUGAAUACAUUUUAAGCGAAGCUUUUUAAUGUAGUUUAGGUUUAUCAAUACCACAAUCUAGUUUCUCUAGUAGUUGGCUUGGAAAGGUUGGAGAUUCUUAAAUACGAUAAAAGUCACCUCCUCGAAUUGAAGAUUCUCAUUAAGAAAUUAAAGAUAAUCUAAAAUUCAUUGAUGAAUUAUUGGGUAUUAUCAUUCAUUAAGUUUAGGAAACGAAAAUAAAUAAAAUGAUACUUAUUCUAUUUAAGAUUGGUCUGAAAAGUCCAUGAAUCCUUUGGGAAUGAUUAGUUCUAUUAAUUAUGGCCAUAGUGAAAUUUAAGAUUUUGAUCUAACUAAAGAGUUGCAAUUCCCAAUCUAGUAAUAACAAUAACAACAACAACAACAAUAAUAAUAACAACAAUAAUAAUAAUAACAACAACAACAACAAUAAUAAUAACAACAAUAAUAAUAAUAACAACAAUAAUAAUAAUAAUAAUAAUAAUAACAAUAAUAACAAUAACAAUAACAAUAACAAUAACAAUAACAAUAACAAUAACAAUAACAAUAACAAUAACAAUAACAAUAACAAUAACAAUAACAAUAACAAUAACAAUAACAAUAACAAUAACAAUAACAAUAACAAUAACAAUAACAAUAACAAUAACAAUAACAAUAACAAUAACAAUAACAAUAACAAUAACAAUAACAAUAACAAUAACAAUAACAAUAACAAUAACAAUAACAAUAACAAUAACAAUAACAAUAACAAUAACAAUAACAAUAACAAUAACAAUAACAAUAACAAUAACAAUAACAAUAACAAUAACAAUAACAAUAACAAUAACAAUAACAAUAACAAUAACAAUAACAAUAACAAUAACAAUAACAAUAACAAUAACAAUAACAAUAACAAUAACAAUAACAAUAACAAUAACAAUAACAAUAACAAUAACAAUAACAAUAACAAUAACAAUAACAAUAACAAUAACAAUAACAAUAACAAUAACAAUAACAAUAACAAUAACAAUAACAAUAACAAUAACAAUAACAAUAACAAUAACAAUAACAAUAACAAUAACAAUAACAAUAACAAUAACAAUAACAAUAACAAUAACAAUAACAAUAACAAUAACAAUAACAAUAACAAUAACAAUAACAAUAACAAUAACAAUAACAAUAACAAUAACAAUAACAAUAACAAUAACAAUAACAAUAACAAUAACAAUAACAAUAACAAUAACAAUAACAAUAACAAUAACAAUAACAAUAACAAUAACAAUAACAAUAACAAUAACAAUAACAAUAACAAUAACAAUAACAAUAGCAAUAACAAUAACAAUAAAAUUAAGAUAUUAAAAAAAAAUGA
Molecule: messenger RNA, 3127 nt
Organism: Paramecium octaurelia
Lineage: Eukaryota; Ciliophora; Oligohymenophorea; Peniculida; Parameciidae
Source: the annotation of a GenBank genome assembly